ACAAAACGUCAUCCAACAAAGAUGCUAAUUAUCAAACGAAUAAUAAUGAAUAUAAUGGUGUCGCGGCUUUUAAAGCAUCAAGUAUUGAAUAUUAAUGUGAUUUAAAUGCAUAUUAUAUAAAAAUCAGUAGUCGAGAAUCUACGCGUGUCAGUAAACUGAAUUUGUUUCGCUUGUGAUUAAAUGUGAGUGUGUAAAAUGUAAACAAAAGGUUGUUAACAGAAGGAUUUAUAAUAAGGAUAUACACCUCGCCAUAUAAGAAAAUGAGUGGCAGAAUAGACAGAAGAAGCAACCCAAAUGGGGAUCUGGUUAUCGAUAAUGUUCUGACAUCACAGCCAGAAUUGGGUCCCAGUAUUCCAGAUGGAGGAUAUGGAUGGAUUGUUUUUGUGUGCACGUUGUUUUUCCAUCUACUAAUCCCCAGUCUCCUAGUAAGCUUCGGAAUUUUUGUUGCCUUUUCCCGGUAUGCGGCCUCAAUUCAGAACCUAUCAUCUCGUCAAUCUUUGGUUCCAGAAUUAUGGGAUGAUAAUGUAUUGCACGUGCCGUUAUUUUUUGUUGCCAGUUGGACUUUAUUUGACCCUGCAAGUAGAAAAUUCAUCUCCCAAAGCAUCUGGCCUAAACUAUUUGCCACUGCAGGAACUUGUCUUACAUGCGCGGGGCUGCUUUUCUUUUGGAUGGGAAGAACUGGUUAUCAUCCAUCCUGGAUUUAUAUUUUAUCUGGCACAGUUUCAGGUAUUGGCAGCUCUAUUCAAAUGGCCCAAUGUGAAAUACUAUUGGCUCAAUAUUUUAAACUAAAAUUGGCAAUAUUGACUCAUUUAUCUCAUGCAGUAUCUGCCCUCGGCUUUAUAUUGGCACCAGUAGUUUUGGCCCAUCAUAUCUUAGCUCAAAGCGAAACCCAAGUGCUUCUGUGGUACCAGGCUAUUAUUUUACAGGGCCUAAUUUUAAAUUUAUUGCUUAGAAAGCCCAUGUACUUAAAGUCUAAAAGUGUCAGCAGGUACAACUACGUUACCACGACGCCUGAUGAUGAAGAGGAUAUAUUUUCAAAGAGUUCCAGGGAAUUACAGAUCAAAACCGAAAAUGGAAACGAACUUGAAAGGCACGAGGUACCGCAAAAUGAGGAUGGAAAUGUUGAUAGUCCAACUGAAACUAUAACUGGGGAAAAGGUUGCAAAAGAGGUAACCAAAAAAUGGGUCUCUUUUGAGGAAGACGAGGAGGGAGAAACCACAAAAUAUGAAAGAGUAAAUGGACAUGAAUCAUCAAACGGAGACAUCCGAAGUGUACCUCAGACUGUAACGGAUCCAAAAAAGAACUGGGAGAAAUUUGAAGACGAUCCAGAAAACCCACAAGAACCACGAAAUCAUAAGAAUCUUCACUUGGAAAUGUCUUUUGGAAAUAUAAAUGAGCCCACCAGUAGUAUUAAUCACGAAAGACCCUCUACUAGAACUAUAAAUGGGUUCCCAAUUCCACUUUUUUCCGAUAUGCCAGUAAACAACAACACUACCUAUUCUUAUGAUAUGCUAGAUACAAACGAGGAACCACGAUCAUCAGUAUUUAUGCCAACAACAGUCUCUUCAAAUCAUGUUUCUGCGUUUUCCCGGACUUCCCUGGAACUGUUACAGACCCCCACGUUUUACAAGUCUCUUUUUACAGUAAUUACUACCAAAUGGUCGCUCUUUGUGUUUUUUGCUUUAUAUCCAACCUUCUUAUUUGAGGAAGUAGAAGAAGUUCGGCUACGCCACUUGUGCAAUUUAGUUGGAACCAUAUCUUUAGCCACGUUAAUAUUUACUGGGGCAUCAUUUUGGAUAAAUAUUGAGAAAAGAUGGAGGCCUAAAGUUAUCUGGUUCUUGAGCUGGAUAGGUGCUCUAGGAUACUUUAUGAUAUCCGAUUAUUUCACUGAAGGACUGCUGAUAUUUGGAGCAGUUCAGAUAGUGCUUAGUAUAGCUGCCCUACAGCAUAUUGCUACUCCACUGUUAGGAUUAACAGUGAAAGGCGAAGCAACCACUGAAUACACGCUGAUCUGUAUUUUGACUGGGCUGUCAUUUGGACUUUUUUCUUGUAUCCAUGUACCAAUAAAGACAGUAUUUCGGCUAAUGGCAGUUCUUAAAUUUUUCACUGGGUGUCUGUGGUUAGGUAACUACAUAUACAAGAGACUGAGAUAGUAUAGAUAAUUGCUUUUAUAUUUAAUAAAUCUGUAAGUAUUAUUUUUCAAAUAUUGUAUUAUUAAUAUAAUUAAUAAAUUGGUUUAUUAUCCUA
Messenger RNA from Anthonomus grandis grandis, 2247 nucleotides. RefSeq lists its product as uncharacterized. Gene Ontology annotation, biological process: monocarboxylic acid transport. Lineage: Eukaryota; Metazoa; Arthropoda; Insecta; Coleoptera; Curculionidae. The transcript is spliced from 12 exons. Bases 261 to 2153 code for a protein of 630 amino acids. The record is from RefSeq and is a predicted model, not a curated record. Gene Ontology annotation, molecular function: monocarboxylic acid transmembrane transporter activity.